AUGUGGGACACCUUGCUUAUUCCCAAGGCCGAUCGCAAGAAGAUCCACGAGUACCUCUUCCGCGAAGGUGUGCUCGUGGCCAAGAAGGACUACAACCUCCCCAAGCACGGCGACAUUGACACCAAGAACCUCUUUGUCAUCAAGGCUUGCCAGUCCCUCACCUCCCGUGGAUACCUCAAGACGCAGUUCUCCUGGCAAUACUAUUACUACACUUUGACUCCCGAGGGUCUGGACUACUUGCGCGAAUGGCUUCACCUGCCCGCUGAGAUCGUCCCCGCGACACACAUCAAGCAGCAGCGCAGCCAUGCUCCUCCACGUGGUAUGAUGGGUGGUGAUGACCGUGAGCGCCGUGGCGGCGGCCGUGGCGGACCCCGUGGUGAUCGUGAGGGCGGAUAUCGUCGUCGUGAGGACCGUGGUGAGGGUAAAGAGGGUGGUGCCCCUGGCGAGUUUGCGCCUACCUUCCGUGGUGGCUUUGGACGUGGACGUGGAGCCCCCCCUCCGGCCUCUUGA
Fonsecaea monophora is the source of this 510-nucleotide messenger RNA. RefSeq lists its product as hypothetical. Gene Ontology annotation, molecular function: structural constituent of ribosome; RNA binding. The transcript has 3 exons. The coding region runs from base 1 to 510 and encodes 169 amino acids. Gene Ontology annotation, cellular component: cytosolic small ribosomal subunit. The record is from RefSeq and is a predicted model, not a curated record. NCBI's taxonomy places the organism in Eukaryota, Fungi, Ascomycota, Eurotiomycetes, Chaetothyriales, Herpotrichiellaceae.